Molecule: messenger RNA, 3028 nt
Organism: Daphnia magna
Lineage: Eukaryota; Metazoa; Arthropoda; Branchiopoda; Diplostraca; Daphniidae
Product: gamma-aminobutyric acid receptor alpha-like
Exons: 11
Coding region: 1303-2769 (488 amino acids)
Biological process (GO): signal transduction; monoatomic ion transmembrane transport; nervous system process
Cellular component (GO): membrane; neuron projection; synapse
Molecular function (GO): extracellular ligand-gated monoatomic ion channel activity; GABA-A receptor activity; neurotransmitter receptor activity
Source: RefSeq, a predicted model, not a curated record
GAAUAUAAUCAUCAAGAAACACGGAUCGCUUUCGAAUAGUCGAAGCGGGUCCUGUGAACGUCCAAAUCUUUCCACAAAUAGUUUCAAAGUCCUGACGGAGAACGGUUUCUUUUAGGUAUUGGAGCUGUGUGAUUUUGACCCUGUGCAACCAAGCGGCAAUCAGCACGAACAAAUACAUCAACUGACAACGUCCGUGAGGGUAAGUUAUCAGUUAACAUAGCACGUUACAUCACGUUCGUGUUUGACCUCUCGUGAUAUUGUCAAAAGAAACGAAUCGGGUUCAUUUUUUUAAACAAUGCAGAUAAAAUAUUAAAGAAUAGAUAAAGCACGAAUGGGACUACACGUUUUUUUGUGUGUGUGUGUGCCAUCAAUUUGGUUUACAACUUGGAAAAAGAAAGUUACCGCCAUUGAUAAAGUUUAGACAACGCAACUGCAAAUUGUUUUUCUACGCAAAGUCAAAAUAUCGAAGCAAACUUUACUUUCAGUUGAUUGAAAUGGUGAUGUACCAAUUUGAUUUCGUGCUCUACUUUCUGAUAAAAGUGCCUAAAGGAAAUAAUGAAAUAUCAAAACAAUCAGGUGCGAUCCUUACUGUCAACGUGAAACUACUGUGACGUGAAAGAAGACGAUUACAACAUCGUUUUCUUUGAUCUUGCGUCACUACAAUGUCCGUUUGGACCACCACACAAGCGUAAACUGCGCUCUUUAUUUGCCUGUGCUUGUUUGUACUCAAUCAAAGCAGCAAAUUCAAAAUCCAGCUUCGAAACAAAAGAUCACUGUUCCAGCCUAAAUGCAAGUUAAUAAAACAAGCAAUGGGUAGGCAAGUGCCAUUAAGACCUACGUUAGAUGAAUCAAAUCGCACAACACGCCUAGGAAAUCAAGAGAAUGUAAACGAACCAUUAUGCAAACAAAAGUAAACUUACAGCCAAACGGAUCGAAGCGUCUCGAGUUAACCGAUAUAUUCACGAGAAUCUCGACAUCAUGAGACAUACAAAGAUUUCGCUCUUUGCUCUGUACGAGCUUUCUUUUCACAACAAUAGUUGGAUGGCUGUUGGCAGGGACGGCUGGAACAAAAGAGAAAAUCGAACGUAGCGAGCCGGGUAACAUCCGACAUCUUUUCAUUCGUAACAAUACAGCAAAAGAGCCAGAUUGAAGGCUCUAUUGUUUUCUACUGGGGACAUGUUACAACCUCCCAUUUCCAAUCUAUUUGCAUGUCUCAUUGGCUCUUAGGUCGCUUUUUGGGCUAGCAGACGGGAUUGAAAAGCACGCGAUUGGAGAGGACUGUCUUUGUCAACACGUCUCAACAUGUCAGAUAAAAACAAGUACACCAUCAAAUUUCCUCUGAUCUUCGAUCUACUCUUUCUACUAUCAAUGAGCAAUAGGUGCUGCAACGUGACAUCCCAACAUCUCGGGUCUCCUAAUUCUUCAACGGGCGUGGGAUCUUCCUUCAUCAGACCCGUCAAAACUCGUCACAACGUUUCACUGUUGCUCGAUAAAUUACUGGAUGAUUACAAUCAUCACUUGAGGCCUGACAUAGGAGGACCCCCAACUAUAGUAGAUGUCGACAUUAUGGUGAGGAGUAUGGGACCCGUUUCAGAAGCCGAUAUGACAUUCUCGCUCGACUGUUACUUCCGGCAAACAUGGAGGGACACGCGAUUGGCUCAUCAACAAGUUUCCAAAGCGGACGACCAGCUCUCGCUAAGCGUUUCUAUGUUGGAUCGGAUCUGGAAACCGGACACUUACUUUUACAAUGGCAAAAAUUCGUAUUUGCACACCAUCACUACGCCAAACAAGUUGGUGCGUCUCUUUCCAGACGGGAGAAUCCUCUACUCUUCAAGAUUGACGAUAAAGGCGAGUUGUCCAAUGGAAUUACGCAAAUUUCCAAUGGACGUCCAAUUAUGCCCGUUAAGCAUGGGAAGCUUUGCCUAUACUCAAUCGGAAGCGAUUUACCGCUGGAACAAGGACCGUCAGAUCGUGAUCGCACCAGGCAUGAAAAUGUCCCAGUUCGAUUUAGUGUCAGCGCCCGUUUCCAAUUACAACAUCAGCUUCAAACACGGCAAUCAUUCAAUGAUUUCUGUGCGAUUUCACCUGCAUCGCCAUAUGGGAAGUUUCCUAAUUCAAGUGUACGGACCCUGUAUCCUGCUCGUCGUCCUAUCUUGGGUUUCGUUCUGGCUAAAUCGAGAAGCAACAGCUGAUCGUGUCAGUCUCGGUGUCACUACAGUCUUGACAAUGACUUUCCUGGGAUUAGAAGCCAGAGCAAAUUUACCAAAAGUGACCUAUCCUACGGCUCUGGAUCACUUCAUUUUUUUAUCAUUUGGGUUCAUAUUCGCAACCAUUGUUCAGUUCGCCUUUGUACAUUAUUUCACUAAAUACGGCUUCGGAGAACUCUACUUUUCUGAAAUGGCUAUCGACGACGACGACGAGCAACUGGAUAAUUCUGACGAAGUUUUCCCUGCAGCGCCGCCUACUCCAUCGCCCGUAGUAGCUCGAAAGACUAAACAGGUGCAUCCAAGAGAGGUAUUCAGUGUGGAAAGCCACCUACGCAGUAUUAAAGAAGAAGAGACGGCCGUUGUGCAGAUCCAGCCAGAUGAACGUUCUAAUCCAUCCCAAAGACCGAGAAGGAGAAAUCAAAGUAGGACUCAGCAGUGGGACGGCAAGGCGAUGAAUUCCGUCUCCAAGAUAGAUCAAAUUUCCCGCAUUUUCUUCCCUGCUCUUUUCAUAGCCAUAAAUUUGUUCUACUGGUACACCUACGCCACGCCAGCUUCUGAGUAAAGUUGACUAGUCCAAAAGGUGUCGGAGUACAGUGUGCAUUUUCGAAAACGAAGAGGUAUAUGUAUUCAAGAAGAGGUAAUAAUGUCGUGGACGAUGACCUGACGAUCCCAUCCACAGGAAUAAAUACGCUGGCGAUCGCCAAUUUUGGGCGACCAGGCCAAGCCACGAACAACAUCUUUGUGAAGCUCAUCAGAGUGUCUGCAAUACAAGAAUUUGUUAGUAUCCAAUCGGAGUAAAAUACAAUCGAUUUUAAACUUUA